AUGGAGCAAGAACUCCUGUCGCUCCUGGCAGACACCCAGUCACCCAAGGCCGAUACCAGGAGAGCGGCAGAGUCACAGCUGGAAAGCCUUUAUGUCCAUGAUUCCUUCGCAAUCUCACUCACAGCAAUCGCUUCGCAUGAGUCAGUUCCGGUCAACCUGCGCCAGUCUGCCCUCUCAGUAUUACGUACCUUCAUUGCCGCCGCUUGGUCUCCAAUUCUCGAUGAAUUCAAAGGACAAAUCCUCAUCAACGAUGCGAACAAAUCCAGCGUUCGCCAGGCACUAUUGGUCCUCGCGACAAAUGAUAACCCUCAGCGCAAGGUGAAAAACUCCGCAAGUUUCGCUGUCAGCAAGAUCGCCAGUGCCGACUUCCCGGACGACUGGCCCGAGCUGCUCCCUUCACUGCUCAGUAUCAUCAAUAACUCCGCCAGUACCGAUGGCCAGAUGCAUGGUGCAUUGAAGGUUCUCUUAGAUCUUGUCGAUACAGGGUUCAGUGAGGAGCAGUUUUUCAACGUCGCCCGUGAUCUCGUUUCGUCCCUUUUUGCUGUAGCUACCGCUGAGUCCAGGCGGCCAAUGCUGCGCGCUCUGGCUGUUGCAGUCUUCCGCUCCUGCUUCGAUACAUUGGAAAUGGUGCUGGAACAACACAAGACGGCCAUUAAGCAAUUCAUGGAUGAGGUGCUCAGUGGAUGGUCGCCGUUCUUCGACACGGCUUUGAAGGCACCCCUACCGCAGCCACCCAACGAGGAAGAGGAGCAUAAACAAGGGGAGAUUGCAUCGCAGUGGAGGGGAAUUGUUGGGUUAAAGUUGCAAGUCGUCAAGACUCUUAUGAAAAUCCGCAUGGUGUUCCCUGCUCUUUUGACUGCACAAAGCCCCAUUUUCUUCUCAACAGUCUGGACAGAACUCACCAACGCGUUGCCGAUCUACCAGAAUUUCUACAUUGAGGAUAACAGACAGAGUCGUUUGGAGGAUGCGGACGGACUUCCCCACUCACUCGAUUUCCUCGUUUUGGAGGAGCUUGAUAUAAUCCAGGCCCUUUUGAAGGCACCCCCAGUAAAGGCAGAGCUGCAGCAGCAACUUCAAAAUGCCGGUGCGACUGCCAGCACGUCCAGCUGGCUUCCGGAGAUUAUGAAGCUCGCCAGUUCCUAUGCACAGAUUACAACAGAGGAGGAGGCUCUAUGGGAGAUUGAUGUCAACCUUUUCCUUUCGGAGGAGACUUCUGUCACGGCCAACUACACCCCUCGAACUUGCAGCGGAGAUCUAGCGAUUAAGGCUGGUGAAUGGCUGAAGGGUACAGCUGCCGAGGGUCUCCUGGGCUACAUGAACACCGUCUUUGCUGAUUCGUCUGUCUCAUGGAAAUCACGGGAAGCUUCCCUGUAUAUUCUCAACUGUCUGCUUCGAGACUUCGGUGAAGUCGAUCAAGAGAUCUCACCUGAGCUGGCAUCUCACUUCACUCAAUUCGUGCAAUAUGCGACCCAACAAGAACAGGAGCUCUUGCGCGCUCGGGGCUACCUUGUGGCUGGCGCUUUGUCCAAGGUCGCCGGCAAGGCAUUCCAACAGACCACAUCAUCCUAUUUGGAGGCUACUUUGAAGGCGAUCGCCGAAGACCCCGCCGAAGUGGUCCAAGUGGCCUGCAUCCGGGUGUUACAAGAUCUGAUGCCCGCUCUGCCGAAGGGCUUGGCCCGCCCCUUCCAGCCUGCUGUGAUUGCGGCCAUUUCAGAAUUCAUAUCUGCACACGACCUUCGUGAACAGACUGACUCCGAUGAUCUUAAGGUUACGUUGGCGGAAACUCUCCGGGACACUAUUAUGGCCGAUUCUAGUGUGGUUCUAUCAUCUCCUGCCAUCGACGUGUUGUUCAACAUUGCUAGUAGCGGAGCCGAAAACUUCCAAUUGACCUUGACCGUCACAGAGGCAUUUGAAGAUAUUGUGGACCAAAUUACCGAUAGUGGCCCCGAUUCUUACAUGCGUCUUUGCGAGAAGGUGCUUCCCUCGUUGAUGGGCGCGAUUGAUGUGGGCAAUCUGACUGAAGAGAAUGCUUUGACAAACUUCGCAGCCGAUCUUCUUCGCGCUCUAGCCGAGCGGAGUCCUGAGCCCAUGCCCGCUGGUUUCGUGGAGACGGUGAUGCCCAAGUUGAAUCGCCUGCUGCUGAACUCUGAUGAGGCCGAAUUAAUCCGGCCCGCCACAGAGGCCGUACGGCACAUGCUCUCUCACGACUUUGCGCAGUUCAUUGCCUGGCGUGAUCCUCAAUCUGGAAAGGAAGCACUUGAAGUUGUUUUGGUCAUCAUUGACCGCCUGCUGGGCCCAGCCGUGGAUGACAAUGCAGCCACAGAGGUCGGCCAGCUAGCAGCAGAAUUGGUUGAAAGGGCCGGCUCCGAGCGCCUCGGUCCUUACCUUCCGCAGCUCCUACAGGCCGUGGCACAGCGAUUGGCGACAGCACAGCAAGCGCAAUUCAUCCAAAGUCUCAUUCUCGUCUUCGCGCGACUCACUCUCAUCAGCGCACACGAGGUAGUCGACUUCCUGGCCCAGGUCAACCUAGGCGGCCAGAGCGGACUCACCGUGGUGCUGAGCAAGUGGCUUGAGAACUCCGUCAACUUCGCCGGCUAUGACGAGAUUAAACAGAACAUCUUCGCCCUGGCACGUCUAUACGAGCUUGCCGACCCACGUGUGGCCGAAGUACCCGUCAAAGGCGACCUCAUCAUCCAGGAUACCGGCCGAAUCAAGACCCGCUCGCAGGCCCGCAAAAACCCAGACCAAUUCACAACAGUGCCCGCACCACUGAAGAUUAUCAAAGUUCUGGUCGAAGAACUGGGUGCAGCAUCCGGAAAUAAGGAAAUCGAUGCUGCCGCUGCGGCCCUGGAUGACGCCGACAGCGACGACGAUGACGACGACUGGGAGGAUCUCCCCAGCCAGGUCCUUGACCUCGGCAUUGGAGCCACGAAACAGGGGCUGCUGAAUUUCGGCGAGGGCGGCUCCGAGAGUGUUUUUGGUGUGCGUCGCCGAGACGAUGAAACGCAGGGCUUCCUGGUGGAUUUCUUCCGACAGGCCUCCACGCAGCCUGGUUUCCAAGAAUUAUAUGCAGCGCUGACUCCGGAUGAGCAAGCUAAGCUGCAGAGUCUGUGA
Molecule: messenger RNA, 3114 nt
Organism: Penicillium roqueforti
Lineage: Eukaryota; Fungi; Ascomycota; Eurotiomycetes; Eurotiales; Aspergillaceae
Exons: 3
Coding region: 1-3114 (1037 amino acids)
Biological process (GO): protein import into nucleus
Cellular component (GO): cytosol; nuclear envelope
Molecular function (GO): small GTPase binding
Source: RefSeq, a predicted model, not a curated record